This is a messenger RNA of Coregonus clupeaformis (lake whitefish), 2957 nucleotides long. RefSeq names its product calcium-binding protein 7 (gene cabp7a). The record is from RefSeq and is a predicted model, not a curated record. Bases 916 to 1563 code for a protein of 215 amino acids. The transcript is spliced from 5 exons. Gene Ontology annotation, molecular function: calcium ion binding. Lineage: Eukaryota; Metazoa; Chordata; Actinopteri; Salmoniformes; Salmonidae.
UGCCGUUCACAAGAGUCCCUUACCUGUGCGGAACAAAGAGUGAAUUGGAGAUGGAAAGGCGCCCCCGUGCCAAUGACCAAAUAAGGGCGAGCGAGUGUGCCCGCGCACUGAACGCAUAGGCUUUUUUUGUGAAUGUUCUAACAAUUCGGGGGGCAUGCAUUUUGGUGUUUUGAGUUAAGGUACAUUUGGACUUCUGAUUCUUACGCUGUCAGUCUUUAAUUUGUGUUUUUCACCUGGAUUUAAUCACUGAAUGCUCAAUGGAAAGAUAAAGGGACAGAGUGUGCACCAAGAAAAUAACUCACAUCCAAGAGAUCCAACAAGUGGCUGAAUUAAUAUUAUCUCUCUGCAUGAACUACUGGACAGAAACAACGGAUUAAGCAUCGUUGAAUUGUCUCAUUGUCUUUGUCUGUCUCUCUUCUACCGCAGUGAGAUAAACCGCUGGUAUUUUUUAUUUGCAUGUUGCGCUGAAAGCUCACUGGCAGUGUUUCUCAGCAGAUGGAGUGGCCGUGAUGUGUUUAGUUUUGUUCAGCUAAUAGCCAUUAUAAGUGUGGCAAUUUAGGCAUUUUUCAAAAUUUGACAAUUAAUUGCCUCAACCUAGGCUAGAUCAAUCUCGCAAUGUGUGUAACAAAUAACUGUCGAGUAUCCAGAUAAAUAAAAAGGAGAUACUGUGACAACGUCACGUUUAUAAAAAUAAUAAUAAUCUAUUAGGCUUCUUAGUGUUAAUUUACCAAAGAACGGGGGAGGAAUUCACGGAUCUUCUCCUCUCUCCUGCCUCUCGAUCCUGUGGCCACAGCGGUUCCUUCCUAUCCAUGACCCCCGCACCCUCUUUGAAAGUAAAGUUGUGAACGACUCUCUGAAGAACCACUCAUAUGAAGACCAGGGCACAGGUGGCAGCCCCAGACCGUCACCGCAGCCAUGCCUAUCAUGCAUCCAAUCACCUCCAAUUUGAUGUACCGGGGCAUCUGCACUAUCCCGGACAUGCUCGCCUACCGAGCCCCGGUCAACCUGCCAGAGGACGAGGUGGAAGAGAUCCGCGAGGCGUUCAAGGUGUUUGACCGUGAUGGGAAUGGCUUUAUCUCCAAGCAGGAGCUAGGCAUGGCCAUGAGGUCCCUGGGAUACAUGCCCAACGAGGUGGAGCUGGAGGUCAUCAUACAGAGACUGGACAUGGAUGGUGAUGGUCAGGUGGAUUUUGAGGAGUUUGUCACUCUCCUGGGACCCAAGCUGACAGCAGCCGGAAUGCCUGACAAGUUUCAUGGAACCGACUUUGACUCCGUGUUCUGGAAGACUGACAUGCAGAAGCUGACAGUGGAGGAGCUGAAGAGGCUGCUCUACGAUACGUUCUGCGACCACCUAACCAUGAAGGACAUCGAGAACAUCAUCAUGACCGAGGAGAGCCAUAUAGAGAACCCAGGGGCCUGCCAGGUGGAUAUAGACACUAGUCCAACGCAGCAAGUCAAGCAGACGUGUGUACGCAAGAGCCUGAUAUGUGCAUUCGCCAUCGCUUUCAUCAUCAGCGUCAUGCUUAUCGCAGCCAAUCAGGUGCUGCGGAGCGGCAUGAAGUAGACGGGGACAGCUAUGGCCUCCUGACUCUCUGGAAGAGACUACUGUAAGACACCUGGACAACCACAACCAUGACCACAACAAUGACAAAAACAACAGACAAUCAAACCACCAUUAAAAUAAACUUAAAGAAAAGGCAUACAUGGCUCUCAUCCAAUUGACUUCAUGGGCAUAUUUCUCAACUUGCUCCUUAAACUCCUUUCUGAAUGGAACCCAUUGAGACCCUACUACGGUGGUCUGGAGGAUGACCAUCAUCUGUGCAUGAAGUGCAUGGAUUUAACCAGUCGUCUCUUGAAACAUUUGUAGAAGUUAUUAUAAGUGUAUAUCCAUAUGACUGUGUAACAAACAUAGGUGUGUUUUAAUUCACGUAUGGCCAACUGUGACCACUUUUGUUAAUGAAGUUGGGGUCGAGGUCAAGGUGUCAGGUUAAGGGUCAAAGUUUAGGGGUCAGGGCAGGGAAUGGAGAAUGAGUUUUUACAUCUGUACUGUGUACCAAAUAAACAACAAAAAAAGUUUCACAGUUCUGCAUGAACAUAAGGGCUGUUUGUAGACUACAUGCUCGUAUUGUAAAAGUCGUUUUUUGGGGAACUGUUCUUAUCGACAUACUGUGGACUAUUAACUUCACUGAGCACCCCAUGAUGAUCAUCAUAAUGUAUCUUACUGCCAAUGAAAAACAAACAGCUCAGACGUGAUGGAUUGAUAUUAGCAUAUCACUGAGAAAUCCUAAAGUAUAUUCUUGAUAUGUGACUUAUAUGCAUAAUAAUAUACAAAGAAGAGGGGUGUUAGCUCUGCAUAAGGAGAAGAUGAAUGAUGGAAUGUAUUUUGUGCUCCUUGGUUGUGGUCAGUUCAAAAACAUUGCUAUAUUGAGCAAUAAAUCAUGAGUAUACAUAUCAAAUGUGAUAUCACCGGCCACACAUGAUCUUUAUAGUCCUUUAUGCUCAUCCAUAGUGCAGCCCUGUGCUGGAGAAUCAAAGCAGGAGCAAUGACCUUCAAUCUGUUUCUGUCCCAUGGUAGGUCCUUGUUGUCCAUGGGAUGCAAUACUAUGAGAUAAAAUAAAAAUAACUAUAAUCUUUAAAGGUAAACAGUCAUUCUGAAAAGUACUUUUUCUCUCAUGACUAACUACUAGGAAGUUUAAAAAGACAGACUGAGUGGCGGGGAGCUUAUAUUCAUGAGCUCAUCGUGACUGACAGCUCUUUGAAAUCCCUAUGUCAAGCAACUUGGAUGUUUUGAGCAGUGUUGCAGUAAAAUCGUCUCAAACACAUUUGGUAAUACACAAAGCAACUCAAAUAACGUUGAAAUUGCAUCAAUUAUAUAUAUAUAAUUUGUUUUAUACAUCUCCUGUUUGGCAUGUCUCUUGCGAUGCGGUUCACAGCAGCACUGACGGAUGUUAAUUAUGU